AUGACCAACCAGUUUAAUGAUCAAUUGAAAAUCAAUAAAGUUCACACUUCAAGUUCUAGAGGUUAUGAAUUAGGAUCUACCAAUGCAACUUGGAAAAAAAUCAAACAAGCUACUAAUAUCCCUGUUGAUAAAUCGUUACUUGAGGAAGAAACAAUCGUUGUAAAUGGUAAAUUAGGAGAAUUGUUAAUUAUUUUCCCUAUUUCAAAAGUCUUAGAAGUUUGGUAUUGGAUACCUCCUAGUGAUAAUUCAAUUACCAAAGAUUUUAGUGGUGAUACUUUAUAUUUUUAUGGUCAAUACGAUAUCGCUUAUUUUGAUGACAAUAAAGAUGCCAUUCAAUUGAUUGAGGACGAAGAGGAUUAUGAAGACAAUUCAAUCAAAUCUUUGGAUAUAAUUGAUGGCGAUUUGAAUAAUGGCUACACAAUGUUGGUUUCUUACAAUUCUUUGAAAUUACAAAUCCAAUUCCUCGAUGUUACAUCUUCUGAAACAUCCUUAAUUCAAAAUUUGCAAUUGCCUGAAUUUUUGCAAUCCAAGAGUUACUCAGUUAAAUUGAAUUCAAAGUUUAUUAUCGUUGGUGAUAACAAUGGAUUUAUGUAUGUGUUCAAAUAUGACUCAGCUUUAAAAAAGUUCAUACCAGCAAAUGCCAAUGAUGGAUUAAAAAACUUGAAGAAGAAUACGUGUUUACCAAUUUUAAGGAAACAUAAUUUUAUUUCUAAAUUAUCUGAUAGGGAAAUAUUGUUUAAAACCAGUUGUCUGAAUGAUAAACCUAUUUUUGAUUUGAAUAACAAUUGGUUAGUAUAUUCUCCUACUAAAAUCGAGUAUAACCAAAUCAAAAUUGACAAUGAAAAUCAAGUUGAUAAUUUGUUAACUCCUGUUAAAUUACCAACUAAUUCUAGGCCAUUAUUGAACACUGUUUUGGAGAGUAUUUCUAAUACUGCAUUAGAUCAAUUAUUCAAGUUUUCUAAAUUUUCUACUACGAAAUUAUCAGAAUAUUUUAAACCAAAGGAUGAAGAUAAAAAAGAUCACGAUGAAUUGAGUCUCAAAAAUCUAACCAAAUCAUUGAAUAAGAUUUUCAAUUCAACUAUAAGUUCCAUCAAUGAAACCACUAAUCAAUUAUUUAAAAUCAGUGAUAAUCAAUUGAUAAAAAUUGUCGAUUUAUCAAAUGAUAAGAUCCUUACCAUUUUCAAGUCACCGGAUGGAAUUUCAAAUUUAUCAUUAUCACCAUAUGACCUACAGUUAAUUAAUUGUAAUUUGAGAGGUGAUAAUUUUUUCAUUUGGGAUUUGAUCAAAUUGCCCCAACAAGUAUCCUUACUAGGAAAGUUCUCAAGAGGUAAAACUUCAGGUAUCAUAGAUGACAUUUUUUGGUUUAUCAACAACAAUGAUGAAAAUUCAAAUGAUUUAUAUAAAGGUAUAAAUUCAGGUUUUGGAACUAUAAACUCAAAAACAGGGUCCAUCCAUUGGUUCAAUAUCAAUUAUUUAUUGGGUAAUUUGAAUAAUAAUUUACCAAACUAUUUGGGUAAAGAAUUCCCCAUCAAUAGUAUGCAUAUAAAGAAUAAAGAAUUCAUGAACAAUUGGAUUUUAUCCAGUUCAACUAAAUAUAAGAAGUUUUUCAAAUUACCUAAUUUAUCAAAUUUGAAUAAUAAUAAUUUCAACCAAUUGAGUCAGUUGGCAGUUCUAGAUGAUAGUAAUCAAUUGAAAUUGAUUUCUCCUUUAAAUGGUAAUAAUUGUUUCAAAUUCGAAUUACCAAUCAACAAGAUCAAUCCUGAUUUGAAAACGACCAUUUCCAGUUCUAAAAUACCUGAAUUUGAUGAUGUAAUCAAAACACUUAAAGUUGAUUGCAAUAGGAAUAACAAUUCCAUAUCUCAAAUUGAAAUUGAAACUUGUAAGCCGUUCAAACAUUUGAUCAAUUUCAAGAAUAUCGAAUUUGCAGUUUAUGAUUUUCAAAGUGACAAAUCUGACGAUAUUAAUUUCGAUGAUUACUAUCAAAUGUUCAAUAAUUCAAUACCCAGUAAGAAGAUUCAAAUCGAGAAUACUUCUGCUAGUGUUAAUGAUGUAGCACAAGAGAACGAAUUUGUUGAACGUUUAGUGGAUGAUUUAUUCUUUGAAUAA
Yamadazyma jaroonii is the source of this 2106-nucleotide messenger RNA. The record is from the annotation of a GenBank genome assembly. Lineage: Eukaryota; Fungi; Ascomycota; Pichiomycetes; Serinales; Debaryomycetaceae.